Messenger RNA from Dreissena polymorpha, 869 nucleotides. RefSeq names its product heat shock 70 kDa protein 12B-like. The transcript has 3 exons. Gene Ontology annotation, molecular function: ATP-dependent protein folding chaperone; ATP binding. The record is from RefSeq and is a predicted model, not a curated record. The coding region runs from base 114 to 869 and encodes 251 amino acids. Lineage: Eukaryota; Metazoa; Mollusca; Bivalvia; Myida; Dreissenidae.
ACCACUCCGAGUAUCUUUUGAAUUGUAAACAUAUUCUGUUUCAGCGCAUUUCGCGUUCAGCAACAGUUGAAGAUUUGGAAGGUAAAAGAUUCCCAGCCAAACCGAUAUUUACAAUGUCGCUCAAGUAUCAACAGAAACACCUGUUGGACGCUUUGAGUAUGAGAACGAUUGGGACAAGAGAAACUGACAUCAGAUACAUAAUAACCGUACCAGCUAUCUGGGAAAUAGCUGCCAAACAGUUCAUGAGAGAAGCAGCGAUUGAGGCUGGAAUCGAUGGCGCCCGUCUAAAAUUGGCCCUGGAACCCGAGGCAGCCACGGUCUGUUGUGAGGACCUCGGUCACACGUUAUUGGGACAAAAGUUCAUGGUCGUCGACUUAGGAGGUAGAACUGCUGACAUAUCUGUCCACGAAAAACAAAGUGAUUGCUCACUGACGAAUAUUCAUGCCCCUAGCGGCGGUCCUUGGGGCGGAAUAUAUGUCGAUGCAAACUUCAUAGCGUUUAUGGAAGAAGUAUAUGGGACAUUGGCCAUAAAUGCCUUGCAAAGUAAAGACAUGUACGAUUACUUUGAUAUCAUUCGUGACUUUGAGGUAAAGAAGAGGAAAUUCGAGUUUGAUUCUCAGACCGACCUUACAUUUCGCAUACCAGUGGUACUCAAGGAAACUGCUGAGGAGCAGUGUCAUAAAUCUUUAUCCGACCGACUGGAAUCUUUGAAAUACGGUAAACGAGUUUUCAUAAAAGGAAGAGAUAAACUUAGUGUCGACUCGUCAAUCAUGCAAAGUUGGUUCACAGAGCCGGUGUCCAAGACAGUGAACCACAUAAGCCGUGUUCUUGAAGAAGAACGAAUGAAAGAUGUUGGUCUUAUCGUCUAA